Molecule: messenger RNA, 657 nt
Organism: Huiozyma naganishii CBS 8797
Lineage: Eukaryota; Fungi; Ascomycota; Saccharomycetes; Saccharomycetales; Saccharomycetaceae
Gene: NOP6
Product: Nop6p
Exons: 1
Coding region: 1-657 (218 amino acids)
Molecular function (GO): RNA binding
Source: RefSeq, a predicted model, not a curated record
AUGGGGGUUGAGAAAUUGACAAAGAAACAGCUUAAGGCGAAGCAGUUCAGGAAUCAGAAGCCGAAACCAGAGGACACUGCUGUGGCAACUGGUCCCGUUGAGAGUAGUAGUAGUAGUACAGAACCACCGAAAAAGAAGCGGAAGACGAGGAGAGGGAAGAAGGGCAAAGGUAACGGCGGUGUACGUGGUGGUAACAGGUUUCUAGUCUUUGUGGGGCAGUUGCCCGCGGACGUGACCGCUGACGAGUUAAAGGCACACUUCAAGAACAGUGCACCUGACCAUAUCCGUGUACGUAACGACAAGAAGAUUGCGUUUCUUGAGUUCGAUGGGGAUAAAGACCCACAGAAUAUACAGAAACGUAUGGACAUUGCCCUGCUGCAACACCAGACGAGCAUACGGGACGGCUUCAAGAUCAACGUGGAGCUUACUGUAGGCGGUGGUGGGAACUCUCAGGACAGACUUGAGAAGUUGCGCACCAAGAACGAGAAGAUGGCUGCUGAAAGAUCGGACCGGAUGACCAAACUGAUCUUGAAGAACAGCAGCAAGGGUGACGGCCGCGCCCCCACGGGGCCAGCCGACACCAAGGACAGCACCAAGGGCAGCAGCUCUACACUACCGCACGGCAUCCACCCUGACAGAGCCAAACUACUGCAAUGA